This is a messenger RNA of Peniophora sp. CBMAI 1063, 1119 nucleotides long. The record is from the annotation of a GenBank genome assembly. NCBI's taxonomy places the organism in Eukaryota, Fungi, Basidiomycota, Agaricomycetes, Russulales, Peniophoraceae.
AUGGCUGCACCAGACGACGUCGAUAUGAACGCUCCGGCUCCUGCGGGUCCGACACUCGCCGCCGACGACCCCCAUACCUGGGCGAAGGUGGGAAACCUCGUUCUACGCCAUUUCGCACGGGAGCCCAAUCCCCUGGCACCACCCGAGGGUAUGUGGCGCAACAAGAGCAACGCUGCGCCCCCACGUAUACUCGUCGAGGCGCGCAUUAACCAUCCCUUCGUGAACCUCGACGCGCAUAUCCCGCGUGCCGUGCGUGUCCCGAAGACAGCUUCCGUCGUCGACCAGACCAUUGCUAGGGUUUGCGGGCGUUUCGCUCGCAGGCCGUCUGAUUAUUACGUCGCCCAGAGUCAGACGUGGGUCUGUCCCAAGCACGACUGCGUGUACACCAUCCUGCUGGAGGACUUGACGCCUGCCCAGCACGAGGUCGUCGAUGUUGCUACGGUCGGUAUCCGAGAGCCAUUUGUGGCGGUGGUGGAGGGUCGGCACGUCGUCCUUCCAGCUUUCGUGCGCGAGGUCAUCGACAUAGUCGCGCUGUCGCACUACGAGAACACGCAUCUCCAAGGCCGUGGCUUUCGGCACAUUUUACACGGACAAGACGUCGACGGGCGGAUACAAUACCACUGGGAGCCUGUGCGCAUCCAACACCAUCUUACCAGUACGGCGGCAGGCGGUUGGGAAAUCCGCUAUCACGAGGAACACCGGCGCCUGGAGACUCAACGCGCCCUGGCGGCAGAAGCCCGCGCGUGGGCCAGUGAGCUCAUACGGUAUCUCGACGACGUCGACCGGGAUGAGGCGCGCAAGGCGCGCAAUAGCUACCACCGCUUCGUCGUGGACCGCUGCGACGACCUUGUCAACCUGGAUCGCAGCGACGGUCUCUUCGAUGCCCACGCGAGCCUCUUUGACGGCGGCCGUGCGAGCGUCCAACUCGCCAGCCGUACGAACGCGGCUAUGAAAGAAGCUCACUCCGUGGUCUACGACGGUCACAGGACGAUUACGUCGGAGCAUGCGGCUCGUCAGCGCGUGCGCGCACGCGCUCAGGCGGAGAUGGAGUACUGGAUUAACGGCGAGGGUGCACAUAGGCUGGUCAAGAGGCCCAACGUCCGCAAUCUCUAUACGUAG